GUGACGAGUCUCGUGUCGUGGCUACUGCUCUGAGCUCUCCUCGUAUAGCACCUAUACUAUAGCAGUGAUUAUGCGCACGACAUACGCAUUACACUUUUACAUUUACCUAUCAACUGGCUCGAGUACGAGCAGUAACUCGCUCGCCGAUAAAUAAGCCGCGUGUAAAUUGCCUCCUGCGGCGAGCUACGUCUAGACGACGACGACGACGACGACGACCAGCUAUCGCGCCAACGGCGAUCUCAGAUAGUUAGUGACUCGCGCGUGUGUUGCAUCUCGCAAGUGAGCGUGUCUGGUGCGUGAGUUGGAGAUACGCUGCACGCAUAACGCAUACGUCGUCGUUUCCCGUGUAUAGCAUCGGCCACCUAUCAGCCUAUCGCUACCGCUAGCGGCUACUUUGAUUAGUAUUGUCAACAACGAGAGACGACUGCUACGCUACUGACGACGACAUCAUCGCAGAUUAACACAGCCGUAGCCAUCGCAGCCUCUCGUCUCGACACGCGUUUUAUCAGCAGCUUUCUCGCACGCCGUCUUUCUCUCUCUCUAUAUAUAUCUCCGAUUAUGCGAGACAGUACUACUACCGCAUUUCUCUAAAGUUUACAUCUUCAACGUAAACAUAGCAACCGGAGCAUACAUAUAUAUGUGAGAUAUAUAUGUAUACGUCUGCCUGUAUAUCUAUAGAUAUCUUGGAGUCUCGAGUAAAGAGAGGAAAAGUGCGCGUGCCGAGGCUUCUGUUUUAGUCGAGUGAUAUCGCCUGGGCCAGAUUUGCCUGGAUAACAAUUAUGCUCGCAGCUAAGAUGCAUACUAGCUGUCACAACGAUAGCACUCUUACACGUGCCAGAACUCGUUAAAACAACCAGUCAGCCGAUCGUUGUUAUUAAUUUUUUACAUUAUCUUCUUACAAUUAUAUAUAUCCAUCGAUAUAUACAUAUAGAGAUAGUGAAAGAGAAAGAUAGGUGGAUUAUCGCAUAUAUACAUAAACGCACGUCGUAACUCUUUCUCAUUGAUUGACUGACGCGAAUCAAGAAGAGUAAGAAUUUCACAUAAUGAUGAUGCUGAUUGGAAUUGUGUAAUACUCUUGACUUGCAUUAUAAAGUACUUUAUACACAUUUACAAUUUUUUAAGAAAACACUCAAUUGGGAGCUUUCAAUUGUUCUUUUGUAUUUAUACACAAAUACAUUCUUAAUUGUUACAUUAGUAGUACAUGCCAUGCAUUGUUAAAUAUUAAAAAAGAUUCAAAGAAUACAAAGUUUCAAACAAGGCAAAAUCGUCUUUUAAAGACUAAUUUUAUAAGCAGAAAUAGGACGAUGCUCAAACAAUUGCAAAUGGGAAUGAGAGCUUUUCUCUACAUGGCCUCACGCGUCUGGACAUUUGUGUGCUUUCUACUAAAGAAGCAGGUUAGGACCAUAUCACAGAUGCAGCCAGUAAAAUAUGAAAUCUUUCCAUUAUCUCCACUGUCAAGGCACAGAUUAAUUCAAUGCAAUUAUCGUUUGUUUUGCACAGGUAUUGUGAAAAGAAAAGUACUUGUACUAGAUUUGGACGAGACCCUCAUUCACUCUCAUCACGAUGGAGUUGCAAGGUCAGUAGUCAGGCCUGGGACACCAUCGGACUUUAUUCUUAAGGUGACGAUAGACCGGCAUCCGGUUCGAUUUUUCGUUCAUAAAAGACCUCAUGUAGAUUUCUUUUUGGAUAUUGUUAGUCAAUGGUAUGAACUGGUAGUAUUUACCGCUUCGAUGGAAAUUUACGGUGCUGCCGUUGCUGACAAAUUAGAUAACAACAGGGGUAUACUAAGGCGCAGGUAUUACAGACAACACUGUACACCUGAAAUGGGUUCCUACACCAAGGACUUGGCUGCCAUAUGUUCAGACUUGGCAUCAAUUUUUAUUCUCGACAAUAGUCCUGGUGCUUACAGAGCUUAUCCUCACAAUGCAAUACCGAUCAAAUCUUGGUUUAGUGACCAGGGUGACACUGCGUUACUAAGCUUGCUUCCGGUGCUCGAUGCGCUUCGCUUUACGCAAGACGUGCGAUCGGUGUUAUCGAGAAACUUACACCUUCAUCAUACCUGGUAGCAUAAUCUAAAUCCUGCAUUCUAAAGUGAUAUGUCUAAUUUGUAGAUUUAUUUUUACUAUUAUUAUCAUUACCAUAAUUAUUAUCAUCGUCAUAUAUAAAUAUGAUACGAUCAUUUUAAAUCAUAUACAAACUAGCAAGAGAAAUCUUUUCCUUUUCUAAAAGGGGCAAUAUUAAGCGAGUGUUUUUUUACGUCGACUCAAAAGUCAUAUACCAUUAAUGUUGAAUUACAACUCAGACUAUGAUUAUAUCUUUACGAUUGCUACGUAAUAAAAUAUUGUACGGAUUUACGCUAAUUCAUCGAUCAUCGAAAUUAGGAAAAAAAGUCGAUCAAUUACCGAGAAACGUUAUAAGUCGGCACAAAGCAAAAAAUAAUUGAGUCACUCAUAGACACACAUAUUAUUAAUCUAAUUGUAAAUAGAAAUAUUCAGACUUUAUUUUCUCAUGCAUCAUGACAUUAUCAAUCGAUUUCUUUAUUAUAUUCUCUCGGUAAAAUUUUGAAAUUAUGACUGAUCAUAUUAUAAUAUUAUAAUUAUACCGACUAAAUAUAUUAUACAUAAACAUGAACGUCGAGUGCGUAUAUUUCGAAGACUACAAUACUAUAUAAGUUUCUACGAUUUAAAAUCCAGUUCCAAGUGACGAGUUAACGUUGACGAAAAUAAUAUUGUCGUCGUCGCACUCCAUCAUGUAUAACCAGCCAAAGAUUCGAGUAAUGAAAAAACUUACCUACUUAACCAUAUUUUGCGUUUACUUAUGCGAAGUUAGUAGAUUUGUGUGGUUUACUGAAUUUUUGUUUUCUCAAUUUUAUCAAUCUUCUUUCUUUGUGUGUAUUCUACCUCAGGAGUUGUUGAAUGUAUGAUAAAUUUUUUUGAAUACAUACAUUACAAGGUAUAAUCUUUAUUGAAUGCCCUGACUCUAAAAUUGAUUAACUUUUUUAAAAUUCUUUACUGAUUCAUGUAGUAGAUAGGGUAUUUUUUAAUUGAAUAAAUUUAUGUUUAAUUUGUAUAAUAAAAAUUGCCAAGCAAAUUAGAAACAGGAGACAAAGACAUUUCUGAAAACAAUAUGCUUUUUUUUGUGAAUUGUGUAUUGUAUGACCCUACAAAUGAUAAUUUUUUUCUUUAGCUACACUGCUCACUGUAUCAGUGAGGCAGUGAUUGAUUAUUAUUUAUAAGCAUGAUACUUUUAAGAAACAAGAUAUCAAAUAAAAUUAUUGAAAUUGGUUAGGAACUUAGUAUGAUAAAUUUUAUACUAAGUAAAAAAAUCGGAAAAAGAGAAAGCUUACUUGAGUGUACAUAAAUGAACUAAAGAACUAAAAACAUCAUUGUUCAUGUGUCAAUAUCAACACAUAUUACUUGAAAAUUAUGAUUAAAAAAUUAUACUCUAAUAAAGUUACAUAGUGAUUAAUGCAUGCGUGCAUGGUUUGUAAAUAUCAGAGUUGGUAGAAGUAUGAUGAAGCGAUACAAAAUAAUUCAAUUUCAACACGACUGAAAGUGAUGUUAAAAGUACAUUCUGUGAAUAAAUCUAUGUGAUGUCACAAUUGAAUUCUAUUGUAAAAAAAGCGAGUGUGUGUAGGUAUGAAUGCAUAAUGAACAAUUUACAUUACAUACAAAUAUAAACAUGCGCAUGUACUUCGUGCAUGUUAAACGAGAAAUAAAGUAAUUACUAUAACGCAAGUAACAUAAAUGUCAGUUGAAAAAGCAGGAAUUACAAAUAAAUUUUAUUUCAAAAUUUAUAUA
Molecule: messenger RNA, 3800 nt
Organism: Trichogramma pretiosum
Lineage: Eukaryota; Metazoa; Arthropoda; Insecta; Hymenoptera; Trichogrammatidae
Gene: Dd
Product: CTD nuclear envelope phosphatase 1 homolog
Exons: 5
Coding region: 1305-2066 (253 amino acids)
Molecular function (GO): protein serine/threonine phosphatase activity
Source: RefSeq, a predicted model, not a curated record